AUGUCGAAAGGAUUCUGGGAACAAAUGAGAGGGUUCCCCACAUGGCAAUUGUCAUUGAUUUGCCUAAUUAGACUAGGGGAGCCCAUGGUGUUUACGUCAAUUUUUGCUUACAUAUUUUUCAUGAUUCAAGAUUUCAACAUUACUGAUAACCCCGCCGAAAUUGCCACUUACGCAGGGUACUUGUCGUCUUCGUUUGCAAUUUGUCAGUUCUUGUUCUCCGUGCAGUACGCACAAGCUUCUGUGAAAUUCGGCAGAAAGCCUGUUUUGUUAUUUGGUGUUGUGGGGACAGCGAUUUCAAGUUUAUUGUUUGGAUUUUCAAAGAGCUUCACAAUGGCCAUGAUAGCUAGGUGUUUGAUGGGUGCAUUGAACGGGAACAUAGCAGUGAUGAGAGUGGCGAUUGGCGAGAUUGCUGUAGAAAAGAAGCAUCAGAAUAUGGCGUUUACAGGAUUAUCUGUGAUGUGGGGUAUUGGACUGAUAAUUGGACCUGUAAUUGGAAGUAGUCCUUUGCUUACAAAGCCUGGGGGAGUUAAAGAUCAGCUCAUUGAGACACUGAGCUACGAUGAAUUCAUUACGAAGCACCCUUAUGCAAUGUCCAAUAUUGUGUUGGCAGGAUACCUUUUUUUCAGUUUCAUAUUGGGAUUCUUAUUUCUUGAAGAGACAGCGGAAAAGUUCAAAAAUAGAAAGGAUUACGGGUUGAUAAUUGGUGAUUGGAUAUUGAGGAAACUAGGAUUCAAAGUUCCAGCAAGACCUAAGGGGCUUGUUUCCGACAUUGAACAAGUUGAUGAAAGAGAAGAGUUGUUGCGUCCUGCUGAAAUUUAUGCAGCUGUUGAUGGCGAUGGAGGAGAAAAUGAUGAAGAAAUUGACAGUCCAUUGGUAUCGCGGAGAUUUGGGGAUGCUGCUAGGCGUAGAUACUCGUCCGAACAACUCGGACCUGUGGUGUCUGAUGAUGGACAUUCAGUAUCUACAAAUGCCGGUCAAUCAUUCUCAAAAGAGGUUUUCACUGUACCCGUUGUGCAAACAGUGUUGUCCAAUUUUUUACUUUGUUUCCACACGGUGUUGUAUUCCGAGUUCUUGCCUGUAUUACUAGCCAGCCAGGUUCUGGUUGACAAAUUGAGUUUCCCAUUUCGAAUAGUUGGUGGGUUUGGGUGGCACACAAAUGACAUUGGUUCAUUAUUGUCGUCAACUGGAAUUAUCGGUAGCAUUGCUGUGAUUUUCUUAUUUCCGGUAUUGGAUCACCACUUCAAAUCGAUAACUGUUUUGCGAAUGUCAUACGCAUUGGUACCAAUAGCGUACGCUAUAAUUCCAUAUUAUUUAUUCACAACGCAUGAUUACAAUCCGGCAAACCUGGAAUGGUUAGCAACAAGUUUGUUGUAUGUCACAGGAAUGGUAAUCAGUGCUGCUGUCUCUGUGAGUUUUCCAACAACUAUGAUCUUGGUCCAUCGCGCUUCACCUGAAAAGCAUAGGGCUUUGAUAAAUGGAUCAAGUUUGAGUUUGAAUUCAUUGGCAAGAGGAAUAAGUCCAAUCUUAUUUGGACAUUUUAUGACCUGGUGCAAUGAACGUGAAAUUGGUAGUGUUCCGUGGUUGGUGUUGGGAGCACUUGCGCUAAUUUGUUUUAUUCAAUCAUUUUACAUGGAUGAGUAUGACGAGGAGGAUUAG
This is a messenger RNA of Lodderomyces theae, 1656 nucleotides long. RefSeq lists its product as uncharacterized. NCBI's taxonomy places the organism in Eukaryota, Fungi, Ascomycota, Pichiomycetes, Serinales, Debaryomycetaceae. The coding region runs from base 1 to 1656 and encodes 551 amino acids. Gene Ontology annotation, biological process: transmembrane transport. The transcript has a single exon. The record is from RefSeq and is a predicted model, not a curated record. Gene Ontology annotation, molecular function: transmembrane transporter activity.